AUGUCUGACACGAUUGGUGUGGUAGAUGAGGAAAGGAACACAAGCAGCAUCAUGGAAGAUGCACCUUUUUCGAUAGCCAAUUCAAGAGUAUACAACAGAAUAGCACCAUGGUUUUUGGUCAGUCUAGGCACAUUUUACAUAAGCUUUUUACUGUAUCGCUACUGUUCCUGGAGAUUUCGACGACGCAGGGUUAAACGAGUGCGUAUGGAGAGACAGAAAGUAGAGAAAUUUUGGAGAAAGCGUACCGCGUAUAUUGAUGCAUUGACAGAAACAAGCUCUACUGUGCCAACGCCUCUACAAACAGCAGCAACUGCUGCUGCUGCUGCUGCUGCUUACGAUGAAGAAAAGUAUGUGCAAAAUUGGUCUCCAUCCUUUGAUUCCUCAGCGACUUUGGUGGGUAUUGUCUCUUCCAGUGAUUACUACAUGAGUGAACCAAGAUUUCCAGCGUCAUCAGUUCAAGACAAAGGAGAAGAGGAGAUAUUAGAAGAGGAACAAGAAGCAUCUUACAACUCCAAGUACUACAAGGCAAUGCAAGUCUACUCUCAACGAUCUGCUGUUUUCCGCAAUACAGCAACGGCAGCCCACAAGCAGCAGCGGCAGCGCCGAAAAUCCAGACGAGAGCGGCUCAUCUCCACCAUUCUCAGCAGGAUCAAUGGUAAUCAUCAACGGAAAAAGAGGCGACAAUUGCUAUGGCAAUGGAGCGUGGCUAUGGGUUAUUGUCGGUAUUAUCAUGGCCAUGAUAUGAACAUCAUAAUUCAAAGACUACUUUUGGAAGAGAAACGACAGAAAAGUAUUUGCAAUAGUAUAGCAGAAAAGGAGACGGCAGCAGCAGAAUCCUUGUAA
Molecule: messenger RNA, 843 nt
Organism: Mucor velutinosus
Lineage: Eukaryota; Fungi; Mucoromycota; Mucoromycetes; Mucorales; Mucoraceae
Exons: 1
Coding region: 1-843 (280 amino acids)
Source: RefSeq, a predicted model, not a curated record